This is a messenger RNA of Prorocentrum cordatum, 442 nucleotides long. NCBI's taxonomy places the organism in Eukaryota, Dinophyceae, Prorocentrales, Prorocentraceae. The record is from the annotation of a GenBank genome assembly.
GCAAGGGGCGACCCAGAUCGACCACUACUUCAUCCACGACCGCGACCAGACGUCGGCAGGGCAGCGCGUCGUGGACUCUCGCUGCAGGUCGCUCGAGAGCCGUGAUCCGAGCAAGAAUAUCAUCUUCGGGCCCGAGAAGUCGGACUUGCGCUACGGCCGCAAGAAGCUGAAGCCGGCCCGCGGUGCCGGGCAGUCGCACGGCGAGAUGUGCUUCAAGCUCGAUCCUUACGGUGCCAAAGCUGCGCAGAGCCAGUCCAGCUUCGGAACCUCCUCGCGCUCUUUGGAGUUUUCACGCAACCCUGGCGACCGCUUUCACCUGUCGAAGCCUGUAGGGAAGGACUUCACCAAGAUUGGAUGGAGGACCAACACGAUCAAGCCCGACGGCAUGCCCAGUGCUUUCCGGAGGUCCGCGUCCAUGAGCUUGCUCCAGAGGACCUUCUAG